This is a messenger RNA of Peromyscus leucopus (white-footed mouse), 508 nucleotides long. RefSeq names its product keratin-associated protein 20-2-like. Bases 1 to 192 code for a protein of 63 amino acids. The transcript has a single exon. NCBI's taxonomy places the organism in Eukaryota, Metazoa, Chordata, Mammalia, Rodentia, Cricetidae. The record is from RefSeq and is a predicted model, not a curated record.
AUGUGUUACUAUGGAGGAUACUAUGGAGGCCUGGGCUAUGGCUAUGGUGGUCUAGGCUAUGGCUAUGGCUGUGGUUAUGGUGGCUAUGGUGGCUAUGGUGGCUAUGGUGGCUAUGGUGGCUAUGGUGGCUAUGGUUAUGGCUGUUGCCGCCCACUGUGCUGUAGAAGGUACUGGUCCUGUGGCUUCUACUGAAGAGAUUCUGUAGCUGCUUUUCCUCCUAACUAUAACAACCUCUCUAAGUUAAAGUAUCUCCAAGUGUUUUAAAAGGAGAAUUAUUUUAAUAGCUUCAAAAACACUUUUAUAUUCUCAAUUAUCUGUGGAAAAAAAGAAAUUCAACUUGUCUAUAUGGUUUCAUCCUAAUUAAUAAUACAGUAUGACAGUCUGUAAAAAAAAAAAAAAACUCUUCUGAAAAUGUACUUAAUAAUGAUGUAGACUACAUCUAACUUGGCUCUUCACUUACAUGUAAAAUAGACUUGUGUUGUUAAAUAAACCAUAUUUGUUUCAAGUA